UCACUCAUUCAGCGGGCACUCGUUCAUCACGAAAAUCACGAAAAUAAACAAAUUCGCGCAAUCGGCCGAGAUUAGUUGGACUUGGUUCUAAAAAGAGUUAUUAAAGAAGGCCGACAUCAUGAAGGCCACUUUUGCCGUUGCCGCUGCUGCGGCUGUCACCGGCGUCAAUGCCGCCAGUGUCCACCACAGACACGCUCACGACGCUUUCCGCGCCCUCGCCAAGAAGGACUACGCUACCGACAACAGCACCUGUGGAUGUACUACCAUCUACAGCACCUACUACGGUGAAGCCACUCUCUCCUUCCCUCCGGCUCCCCCGGCCACUUCGGCACCUCCUCCGGCGACGAUCACGUCCACUGCCGUCGUUGUCCCUACGCCAAUUCCCCAGACGUGCUCGACCACUGGUGUCUACACCUUCCCGGCCACCACCGUCACCCUGACGGAUUCGACCACAGUCUGUGUUCCCUCCACCACCGCCGUUCCCCCGGGAACUCACACUCUUGGCGGUGUCACGACCGUCGUCACCACGGCGACUACCGUAACCUGCCCGUACGCCACGGUGUCCACGAGCGAAGGUGUCGUCACCAGCAUCAUUGAGACCACGACUUACGUUUGCCCGUCGGCUGGUACUUACACCAUUGCUCCUACCACGGAGACUGCCGAGAAGUCCACCACUUUGACCGUCCCUGUGGUCACCAGCUAUCCCCCGGGAACUUACACUCAGCCUGAGGUUGUCACCACCGUCACUGAGACCAACACCGUCAUCUACUGCCCAUUUGACAUCCCCACCCCGACUCCUACCAGCGUCGCCAUUACCACACCGGCUGUUCCCGCCACUACCAUUGUCCCUACCGUUCCUGCCACCACCCCCGUAGUGUCAGUUCCGGCCAACACCCUUACCCCGGUCCCGUCCGUUCCCUCUUCCACCGUCGCCCCCUCCUCUUCCGCUCCUUCCACCCCCAAGCCCUCCGGUGGCCUCGGUGGCACCCCCGGAAAGCCGUGGGGUAUCUCGUACACCCCGUACAAGACUGGGCCCGAAGGUGGCUGCAAGAGCCGCGAUGACGUUUUCAGCGACAUCAAGAAGAUUGCCGGCGCCGGUAUGACCGAGGUCCGCGUCUACUCCACUGACUGCGACACUCUCCCCAACGUCGGCGACGCCUGCACCGAGUACGGUGUCCGCAUGAUCAUCGGCAUCUACGUCGACUCCCCCGGCUGCGAUGCGCGCAACCCGAGCGUCGCCGAGCAGAUCAGCGCCAUCAAGUCCUGGGGCCAGUGGAACAUGGUCGACCUGAUCACCGUCGGUAACGAGGCCGUCUUCCACGGCUACUGCCAGCCGUCCGAGCUCGCCUCCCUCGUCACCAAGUGCCGCGGCGAGUUCGCCGGCUACACCGGCCCUUACACCACCGCCGAGACCGUCAACAUCUGGCAGCAGAGCGACUUCUCGGCGGCCAUGUGCGGCGUCGUCGACUACGCCGGCUGCAACGCGCACGCCUUCUUCAACACUGAGACCGAGGCCUCGCAGGCCGGCACCUUCGUCAAGAGCCAGCUCGACCUCGUCAGCAAGAUCUGCAACAAGCCCGGUGUCAUCCUCGAGACCGGCUGGCCCUCGGCCGGCAACGCCAUGGGCAAGGCCAUCCCCGGCGAGGCCCAGCAGCAGCAGGCCAUUGACAGCAUCGUCAAGGAGGUCGGCGGCAUGUCCAUCCUCUUCAGUCUGUUCAACGACCUAUGGAAGGACGGCUCCACCGCCUGCGGCUGCGAGCAGUUCUUCGGCUGUGACAAGGUUCUCGGCAUCCUAUAAAAGAAAACUGGCUUUUUUCUCUCUCCAGGAAAACGUGAAAUAAGUUAUAUUUUUUUUAUAUUAAAGGUGGUUUAAAAUACCUACACAAGGUUUGGAGACAAGGUUGGUUUGGGGAUAUAUACAUACCUAUAUAUAUAUAUAUAUAGCCAUAUA
Hypoxylon fragiforme is the source of this 1951-nucleotide messenger RNA. Its product is annotated as glycoside hydrolase family 17 protein. Gene Ontology annotation, molecular function: 1,3-beta-glucanosyltransferase activity; glucan endo-1,3-beta-D-glucosidase activity. The record is from RefSeq and is a predicted model, not a curated record. The transcript is spliced from 2 exons. The coding region runs from base 119 to 1798 and encodes 559 amino acids. NCBI's taxonomy places the organism in Eukaryota, Fungi, Ascomycota, Sordariomycetes, Xylariales, Hypoxylaceae. Gene Ontology annotation, biological process: cell wall organization. Gene Ontology annotation, cellular component: cell surface; fungal-type cell wall; extracellular region.